AUGGAAAAUAAUGUUACUGAGGAAGGUACGCAAAAGUUUCGCCAUUAUAAAUUACAUGAAAAUUUGUAGAACUAGAGUAAGGCCGUUUGAGUCAGAUUGCAGUAAGAUCCAAACGUCGCACUGACUUGCAUUAAGUUUUCUGUGAAAGUCGACGAUGGAAAUUGUUGCUCUCUCUUUCGGUCCCUUGUUACACAACUAUAAACAAGUUCAUCAAAACACUGUGAUGAAAUCCUCUGGACACAACUGAUAUCAUGUGAAUAACACCAAGGGAAUUAGUUUAUAUCUGCUUGUCUUACACCAUCCUAAGUUGUUUCGGCUUUUUUUCCACAGUCCGAAACCAGGAAGACGUGGAAAGCGGUUACAAUGACGGAGAGUCGGAACAAGAGCAGGGAGAGCCUCAGAAACUCGCAGAACUAAGUGGUGAACACUCUGAACCCUCUGUACACAAGGGAGGUGAAACUGAAGGAAACGACGAACCAAAAGAAGAUCACCAAGAGGCUAGAGAAAAGGAAGGUAAACCUGAUCAAGAAGUACAAAAGUGAGAUCAUGAACAAGAUCAGAGUUUCACGUUGAGAUUGAUCAAAGAAAACCAAAGGUAGACCCUAACGAAUGCAAACAGCAGAAAGUUGAACUUAAACAGAAAGAAGACCCAUAAGGGGAUCUCGGGAAACUUGGAAAGCAGCAGGUUGAAGUUAAAGAAGAGAAAAAAUCCGACGAAUACAAGGGGAAUCUAAACAGAAAACUGAAGAAGGCACGGUUGAUAAACCAGAAGAACGUGAGCAGCUAAUCAUUGAUAAAGAUAAAUUAGAUCAUUAUCUGUCACCUCUGAAAAAGGAAACGUUAAUCAUUCUUUAUUCAUUUAUUCCUAAAACAAAGUUUUAAUUUGUUGAAUCGCAGAAAGAGACCAACGUUUCCAAUUUUUUCUUUUGUCCAAUAGAAGACAAAAAGGACGACAACUUCCCAGAAGCCUCAGGGCGAGAAUCUCCAAAGGCACCGCUGGCCACGUUUGAUGAUGACAGCGAUCUUGACGAGUUCACAGACAUACUGCAUGAAACAAAUCUGUGAGAGGCAGCGCUGCUUUCUCUAGUCCUUCUCUAUAUAACUACCGUUAGGCUAGUAUAUCAGUAUUAAAAUAGUGUGACGUUUUCUGUGGUUCUCUAUGUUAAGGAUUUGGUUUUAACUUAACCAUCGUUAAUUAGAGUUUUUGGUUUGUCUAUAAAUGCAUGGGGUGAUGAUGAACUACGUUACUGCCGGCAUCAAAAAAGUGCUUAUUUCUCAGUACUUCACCUGAAUAUCCAGCACGUUUCUUAAAUUUUGGUACGAGUAUAAUUAAUAUAGAGCGAAUGUUAGAUGAUAAUGAUGCCUCUGUAUGGGAUGUCAUUCUAGGUGAGAAACAAGUAUACGGAGUUGGUUUUUCUAAAAUUAGUCAUUUAAGAGAUCAUGCGCACAAUUUAUUUAACUUUAUUUAAUUUUAAUUUUUUGUUACCAGCCAACAACACUGCAACAACGAGAGAUCUCUAUACCUUUUAAUGAUCGUUAAUUUUUAUUUAAGUGACUUUGAAUGUAUGAAAAACGUAAAUGUGAGCUACGUAGUAACAAAUGAAUAUGAGUUAUCUUCACAGAAAUGAACUCUGAACAAUGUCAAAAUAAAGCAUAUAUAUAUUAAGGCUUGAACGGGAGUUGAAGCCAUGACCAUCUUUGAUACCGGCGCAGUGCUCUACCAAUUGAGCAAACAGGCCAACUAAGAGCCGGUCAAUUUUCUGGUUCGUAAUAAACUCGUUAAGUCAAGAAUAAGUGACUGUGAAUAUGUGAAAAUCAUGAAUGUGAACUGUGGAUUGAUAAAUGAAUAUGAAAGUAAUCUAAUUCAGCAAAUUAUUUAAAAGCUGGCUUCGUUAUAUAACAGUGCCGAUUAACGGCCCAUCACACACAUAUACUAUGUGCACAGGUCAUGUAUGUGCAAAGGUUACGAAAUGUGUGUGUGGCUAAUUUAUUUACUCGAACUUGUUGUUAUGAUUUAAGACGAAGGUAAUUAUUUUUGUAAAAGCUUGUGCAAACGCAAAGGAAGAAGGUAUUAAAGUUGC
Molecule: messenger RNA, 2081 nt
Organism: Pocillopora meandrina
Lineage: Eukaryota; Metazoa; Cnidaria; Anthozoa; Scleractinia; Pocilloporidae
Source: the annotation of a GenBank genome assembly